CUGCAUUUGGAUUUAUUAUGACACGGCUUAUCAGGCCAUAAAUACCUGUGUCAAAGAUAUUUUUUUAACUUUUCAUUGCUGUUUUGUUUUAUUUCUUGAGAUUAAAUAUAUAUCGGUCAACAUUUACAUGCUUCAACCCAGCAUGCAUUGCAAAAGAAACACCUUAAACGUGACACGAGUCCAUCAAAGGGUUAACACAUUGAUACAGAGAGCACCUGACAUACCAAUGAACAAUUAGAGUUUGCAGUUGACAUGAUUUACAUGUCUUUGGACCAGUGUACAGGAAACUGAAAGGUGUGGCGGUUCAAUGGAAAUAAAUUCUGCCAAAGCUUCGCCUCGGGGCUUUGAUUCCAAUCCAGUCAUAUUUUUAUGAUUGCAUCACCAUCCUUACUUUGAGCACUGAGGAACUGAAUUGAUGUCUCAUUUAACUCAAAACCCCCAGCAUAUGUUGGUUGUUAUACUGUACGUGAGGUUGUCCUCAGGUGCCUCUGUUUGUACAGCAGGCUCUUUGCGUCUAUCGGGUGUGUUGUGUUAUAGUUGGCGUAUGUCUCAGACCCAGAAUGUUUUAGGGAAAUCCCUCUGCGACACAGACCCUGUGAAAAAAAGAUGUUGCAGCGUCAGUAGUGUAUACUGGAAUCCACGUCUGAACGAAUUAGACACGUAGCAAAAACAAAAAGGAACAUGCUCGAUGAACUAUGAAUGGCAUUUUGUGUUCCUAACAUGGGUGUGAUGCAAUUCCUGUGGCUGUUUGCUUCCCCUCAAUGGUUCAUUCAGGAUAUCGUCACUUUUCUGCACAAGCCUUAGCAAGUUCAUUUUAAAAAAUAGUACCGGUACAUGUCAGAGUUGCAGUAAUGUUCACAGAAAUUAGUUUCCGUAUCUGACUUUUACUCAGUAACUAAUCAGUUAGUUAAACCAUUCUCCAAAGCAAUAUUCUAGAUAUAUUAUUUGGAGAAUGGUUUUGGAUGAUCUAUGAGUCAGAUGAGUAUUUGGCUAUGGCGUGCUGAGCAGAGUUGAUGAUGAAUGAGCAUGCCAUUAUAGCCAGAAAAAUGUUACCACUUACUGAUGCAGGAGGCUUAAGGGUAACACUUUAGUUUAACCCCCAUAUUUAGCAAUCAAAAUCAGCAUAUGAAUGUUUCAUAAAUGGUUUAUAACACACUGUAAUGAAGCUGUAAGCAGAUAUCAGGUUGUGUUAACAAUGUUGUUGUCAUUAACUCCUUCUGUGAAGCAUUCACAACUGGAUGAUGUUAUAUAAACAGAUAAUGAACUUUAUUGUAUUCGUCUGUACAUGCAGGUACAUACUGUACUUGAAAUUUGACCUCUGCAUUUAACCCCUCCUGAGCAUUUAGGAGCAGUGGGCUGCUGUGAAGCGCCCGGGGAGCAACUUGCAGUUCACUGUCUCGCUCAAGGACACUUCGACAUGCAGACAGUAGGAGCUGGGGAUCAAACCACCAACCUUGAGGUUAAAGGACGACCCGCUCUACCCACUAUAAAGAAGUUCAUAUAGUGCUUAUAGAUUAUAAAUAUGGGGGGUUAAAGUAAAUUGUUACCACCUUGUUGCAAACAUGAUCCUCAUUUAGUCUUGUGGACAUUUAUUUAAUAGGGUUCAGUCAACAUAAAUACAUUUAGACUCAAAUACUUUAACUUAAAAUUGAAAAAAAGCUUGAGAGUACUGUCAACUGGCUACCCUCAUAAACAUUUCCCAUGUGUGGUGUAUGUAUGGGUAAAUACGUUGUACUUUACAAUAGAUUGUAAUGCAAAUAUAUGAGGAAGUGUGUGGAGUUUUUCAGUAUACAUCACAGAUGUUACAUCCAUCUUUCUUCAGAACAUACGUACAUUUGUCCUAUAAUCUCAUUGACUUCCCUCUCUGCUGAUCAUCCCCACCUCCCAGAUUCAAUUAUCACGUCAUUGUUCAGCCUUUCUGCAAAGCCAAACAUAUAUUAUCUUUCGUGGUACCUCUGUUGUGAAUAGAAUGAUAAGAACAACCGCAGAAUGACCACAGAUGCACCACAAAUUUUAAUUCCAUGAAGUAAAACUUCACAAGCUAAAACCACUCACUGAAUAUCAAGCAUCGCCAAACAAUCUGCAAGGGAAAAAAAAACUUUUUAUUUUGUAAACCACUCCCACUCUAUCAACACUCUACACGCCAAAGGGGCUUGGCCAAAAGUGUGCAAAGAAUAUAAGAGAGGUGACGUCCAGGUGGAGCAUCACACAGGUGAAGCAUUCGGAUUCUCAUGUCUCCACCCUCUACCGCCUGAGGAUACUACUAACUUUGCCGUACCAGACGCAGGAGCACACACCUCUCUGCCUCAACUAGGUAAAGAUAGUCCCCAUUGUUGUGCUCAUUCAUUCAGACUUGAUCUAUUUGUCUUUUGCUGUCAUAUGACUGUCUGGUCAGAUAUGUUAGAGAAGUAUGUGUGACUGCUGCUUUCACUUCUCACUUCAAUUUUGAUUCUGUCUCACAUGUGUGUUUUCUCUUUCCAGAGUAAAGUAUGCUGGCAGGAAUGGAAACGAUGGCUUAUGUGGCUGAGAUCAGGCUGAGCGGAGGUCGGGGGGCCUGGAGCAGAGUGGCUCCCUCCUCCUGCCCCGAGGUUGACCUGGAGGUCAUCGAGGAGUACCUGCAGGAGCACUCGCUGGAGGUUCAGCCUGCACACAUGCCCGCUUCACCUCCGACCACCAUGGGGCAGCAAACACACUCCCACCAGGGCACCAGGAUCAUAGAAAAUAGCUGGUCAGGUCAGCAUCCGUAUCAAUGGCACCUCGGCUCUCACACGCCUAACGAGGAAUAUGAAGAGCAAGCCCUGCCUCCAGCCUGGCUUAGUCCCCAUGACAACCAAUGGGCGUACACCUACAUGGCACCGGCAUGCAUUGACUCAGACUCGCUGUCCAGCAGCUCCCAGUACCAGGAAUACCGAGAUUCCCCGUCACCAUCGUCUGACAGGGGAGACAGGACGGACAGAAACCCCCUGCCUCUUGUCCCACUUUCAGGAAAGAGGAAGGAGCGUUUGUUCCAGUUCCUGUUCGAGAUGCUCCAGACUCCAUCGAUGCGGAGCUGCAUCUGGUGGGUCCAGUCCUCGGCUGGCACGUUCCAGUUCUCCUCCCAAAACAAGGAGCGCCUGGCGCAGCUGUGGGGCCGGCGAAAAGGUAACCGCAAGACCAUGACCUACCAGAAGAUGGCGCGGGCGCUGAGGAACUACAGAAGCACAGGCGAGAUAAAGAAGGUGAAGCGGAAGCUCACCUACAGGUUCGAUGAGAAGACGCUGAGAGGCCUACAAGGAAACUCUAAUACAGUGUAGGAGGCAUUAUGGAGAGUGUAUAUAAGCAUAGAAAUAGACUAAGCACAAUGGAUAUUCAGAGGGUUGUACCAUUAAAGAGUAACUCAAGCCACUGCUCUGAUUGGAGGGCGUUAACAUUAUUUUGAAAUAAAAAUUUCAUGACAUAGAUAAGUCCCAAUUGGUCGACUCUAUAUCAGCAUUGGCCUUGAAAGGUUCAGGGCUGAUUUAAAACAAUAGAUGGCGUUUUUUUCCAACCCAUGAAAUGCCAAUUUUUCUAAAUUUGAUAAGUAAUGUCAAUAUUAACACCAGCAUUGGUGUGUUUCAUCACAGUACAGUCAUAUUACAGCUCAAAAAAGCAUUUUUGAAAGUGUGCGGAACCUCUUCAAUGUCCUUUCUGUUCAUUCUAAUUCUAUGGCAUGUAGAAACAAAUGAGUACUGAGUAUUUGAGAAGCCAGAAGAUGAACCACUGUAGGUGAGACUGGCAUUAAAAAUAAUGUAAAUCUAAAAGGUUAUCACUUAAUAUCUACUUUAUAAGUAGAACUUAAAUCGUUCUUAAAAUAAAAAAGUGUGUUUUUCUGUUUUUUUUCGUGAUUCUGUAUUGCAGAUAUUCAGCAGAUAUAAGAUCACUUUAUAGACUUGUUAGCAAAAAUUGUGUAAACAUGAUCUGUUUGUGUCAAGAUGAAAUAAAUUAAAAUAUUUUCAGAA
Molecule: messenger RNA, 3977 nt
Organism: Sebastes umbrosus (honeycomb rockfish)
Lineage: Eukaryota; Metazoa; Chordata; Actinopteri; Perciformes; Sebastidae
Product: transcription factor Spi-B
Exons: 5
Coding region: 2490-3293 (267 amino acids)
Biological process (GO): cell differentiation; regulation of transcription by RNA polymerase II
Cellular component (GO): nucleus
Molecular function (GO): sequence-specific DNA binding; DNA-binding transcription factor activity, RNA polymerase II-specific
Source: RefSeq, a predicted model, not a curated record